AGUGUGUAUCUGGAUGCGAGCGAGCUGGGCGAGCUAGUGUUGUGCAAAGGAAGCGGUGCUUGCUUCGGAUGCUUUGCCUAUUGGGCUAGUUGUUUGUCGGGUGGCCACUGCUGCUCCUGUUAUUAUUAGUGCUUGUGAGGUUGUGAGGACCAAAUCGAAGGAUACCUGCCUGCUAGCUUGUUUGUCCUUUGUUAUCAUUCGUGGAUCCUGUAUUUCUGCCAGCACCAAUACAACCGCCGUCUUCGUCGGAUCUGUUCAUUGAAUCAUCUACACGUUGCCGUUCAUAACCGCUACUGCCAGUUUUGUGCUGCUGCGGGGGUUCAGUUAAAUGUCGUAGACGAAACAUCCCCUGCCGGAAUGGGAGAUUCGGACUACGGAGCGGCGAUGCCCGAGGCCCUGGAGAAACCCCCGCCUCCUCCCGAAAUGCAGGCGCUUGCCUCCCCUGCCGACAAUAACAAACAAGACAACAUAGAUAUAGAGACAAACAAAGCAAACGGAGGAGGCGAACAAUGCACCAAUACCAACACACGCAGUAAUAAUACUGCCGAAACAAAUAACAACGUAAAUAAUGAUGAUUCACCUGAAAAAUCGGUCAAAAGCAAUGGUGAUGUGGUACAGUCCGGCGAGUCUCGCCCCAGUCACGAUGACAGCAUCGAUCGUCAAAGCGACCUCGACCUACGCCUAAAUGAGUCUUCUGAAUCACUCGUGGAGCUCGAUGAGGUGUGCUUAGAUGCGGCUGCAGCUUCGACGAAAUCGAUCAGUAAAAAGCUACCAGCCGAGCUGCAAAGCUCAGAUGGAUCUCUUGAUACUGCUGUCACCCCAGGCUUUUCAUCGGAGCACCCGAUUAACCCUAGACAUUCAAUCGGCCCAGAGCCCAAAGAACAAGAAGCGUCUGCCGAUGAGUCGCCUCGUGUUGAAGCAUCUGUUACAGACAAUGAGCUUGGAACAGGUACUCCAGGGGUUGUAGAUUCGCACCAGAGCCAAAUAGAGCAGCCGGUAUCACCGGCAAAAGUGAGUGGAAGUAACGAUUCAGUAGAGAGUAGCUCUUCAUCGGUUAACGUCACUACACCUCCUUCAAGCGCAGGCAAUUUGCCGCAAGUUCGGAGUACCAGCCCUGAGAUCGGCGAGGGCGAGGCAGCACCGUCCGAAGACGUCGUUACCAUCGUCGUGAUGGAGAAAGAUGAUGAGGAAGAACUGAGCGAGGAGGAAACCGGCCAAGAGCACCUGCCAGAGGAUAACGAAGCCGAGACUAGCACUCCAAUGGAAAACGAUGAUUCGGGUGAAGCUAGUGGUUCCGGUGAGCCCGCCGUUAAACUGGUAACCAUUGAGGACGGUAAAGAAGAUGAGGCCGCAGCCGGUGAAGACUUGAAACAGGAGCCGGAAGGACGGACGGACAAUGAGGCUACUCCUGCGGCUGCCACUGCCCCUAUUGACAGCGACAGCAGCUCAAGGGAGGCGGAGCAAGCCGAGAGCAGCUUUCUUAUCCUGGGCUCUGACCAUAGCUCUGGAGAGUCGGGAGGCGAGGAAUCGAGUAAAAGUAAAGAGAACGGGGAUGUUGACAAUGUCUCAGCGAUUCGGGUUUCCUCUUCUGGCGAUGCGCCUCUAACAAAAACUGGCAACAGUGAGCAGGACGGUGAAAAAACGCAUUCAUCUCCGGAAGAGAUGAAUGACGAACGUUUUGCCGAAAUCGAGAGUUUGGUUGCGGCAUUCGAUCGUCCCGAAGAUGAGUUUAAUGACGGUCAGCCUGGAUCCGCUCAAACGGUAAGGGUGAAAAGAGAAGCUAUCGCCGAUAGUCAACCGACGGUGUUGCAGGGAAAAGUGCAAAAGAAACGUGGACGUAAGAGCAAAGAGGAAAAGGAGCGUCUUGCGAGAUUGGCGGAAAACCUAUCAUCAGAAGACGCGAGUGACGACAGCAAAAAUAAAAGGUUCAAAUCUGAGAAGUGGGCUAGCGGUCUCCGAGUAAAGUCGGAAAAGCUAAGUGAAAGUAAGCACCGAAAAUCAGCAAUGGCGGCUGCGGUGGCUCUUGACCCGGUUCCGAGUGGUGAGGUAAAAGAGCAAAAAAUUCAGAAAGCUCGACGUACUGGUGGAGCGCCAACGAAAAAAGAGACACAAAGGCUUGACAGCGUAGCUGGUGGUAGCAGCUCAGAGCUUGUUGUUGACGCUGUGGCUGGAAGCCAAAAGGAUAUACCUACUGUUGUUGGAAACGGCAAGCUUCGUGUACAUGGCUAUGACCGAGUAAACCCACAAACAGGCCUACCUGAGCUAGUCACCGUCAACCGAGAGGCGCUUGAGAAAGUUAUAUCGGAACAGAAUGGCCAAAUGCAACGCAUGAAGGCUAAACUCAAAGAAAUGUACAAGGUCUGCGACGAUCUCCGCAAGGUUGUUUUAACAAAAGGACUUCAAGAGGCAGUGUUAACACCAGAGGAAGCAGCUAUACCAGUCGACGUCACAAUCCGGAUGGCAAAACUGCCCCCUAAGGGUCUGCAGACGGGCCACGUGUUGAUGGCACAGGGCGAGUCGACAGCAGCUAAGAUGAAGACCCCGAAAGCGGUGGUCAAAGGAAGCGGUGGUCAUGGCGACUCCGGCGUGAGCGCGGCAGCAUCUGCCGCAAUCGCCAGUACGUCUCAUGCCUUGCCUGUAAAAGUCUCGCAACUCGGCAAGCUGCAACAGGCCAUUAAAGGGGACAGCGCGAUGUUGGCCAAGGUUGCAAAGCAAGUUGACCAGCCCGCUGUCGCGAAGGUCGAUCACAAUCAAGUUGUCGACAAGGUUGCGCCUGUCGACGGCGGAAAUGUCGGCACUACCGCCAAACCGGUUGGCAAGCCUGACCGAUCAAACGAUGUGGAUGACAACUUCAUAGAACAGACCCGGGACCUUGUUGACGCACUGCCCAAGGACAUCGUGCGAGCGCUCACCAAUGGCGAUGUGUUAACUGCCCAGCAACGCCAGCGUUUCAUCGACAAGAUCACAAUGGACAUUAUGAAAGCGAAGGGAGUGCCGCAGCCAAAACAGAUUCAGGAGAUCGCCCUCCAAGUAGCAAACAUGUAUCCAAGAAGUCUCGUGAUCCUACCGGAAGGAAAGCGGAAGAGCAACCUACGCCGGAAGCGGGGCGAAACCGAUGAUGGCAGCGAACACACUGUUGCAAAGAAACCUCGAUUUUCACAGAGUGGCGCUUUGUCAUCAACGCAAUCUUCGCCCGUGGGAGGCAUUCACCAAGUGGCUAACGCAGGCAAGACACCUGUGAAAGCGGCCGCUACCUCCAUGUCUGCAGACGAUACUCCCGCGCCCAAACGAAGGGGUCGGCCGCCUAAAAAUCCUCAAGGUACGCCAGGCGCUGCAGCUGCUUCCCCAUCUUCUACUGUGUCCGGUAGUCCUGCCGUCGCGUCUAAGAGCCCUGCACCUGUCUCUAAACUCGUGUCUGCCUGCAAAAGUUCUAUCACCAGUCCUAAGUACCCUGUCACUGCUUGCAAGAGCCCUGUAAUUUCUUCUAAAGGUCUUACUGUCGCUUCUAAAAGUCCUGCAAUAGCCACUAAAAGUACUGUAUCGGUCCAAGGAGCUCCUAUGGCCGCGUUAGUAAAUGCGGCCGUAGCCUCUAAAGGUCUCAUAGUCGCUUCUAAAAGUCCUGCCAGCGUUUCUAAUAUCUCUAUAACUGUCAAACCUUCUAUUACUAUCGCUACUACGAAAACACUUGUAAUAGCCUCUAAGAGUCCUGCUAUAUCGAAAGUAUCCCCCGAUAUAGCUCCUGAAUUAUUGCCAAAAGCACACAACAUCAUAACGCAGGCCAGUGUAUCCCCAAAAGCCACAAAGAGUAGUCCUGUUAAGGAGACAGCGAAAACCUACAAAAGCAGUCCGGUUAGGGAUAACACACAAGCGCCGAAGGCAUCGAUAGCGCCUGGAAGUCCACGAAAGGGUAUUCCAGAAACAUCAACAACUAGUCAGCCGUCGCCGUCGAUGCCCCAGGCUUCGUCGCCCCGAAAAGUGAAUGGUGGAGCAACUUCGCCCGCCAUUGUAGCUGGACUAACACCUGUGGCAAAAAAACGCGGCAGACCUAAGAAGGAGGCAACCAUUCCUACAGCGACCGUCGCAUCAGCCGAGGAGCUCUCAAUGACUCCUGAUGCACAAAAGGCGUGGCUUCGGGAGGACCUGCAACGGCCGGCGGAGGAGCAGGACAGGGCCAAGCAGGAACGCCUCCUGCAUAAUUGUUACGAUCUACUAUACCGGGAGAUGGCCGAGAAAAACUAUGACGUCAAAUACAUCACCGCCCAAUGGCCAGCACUUCGGGAGCCACUCCACGUUCUCAGUAUCUUCAAGCGCCUGAAGAAAGUCCAUGGAGAAUUUCAAAAACAAAUGCGACGGGAUGCCCCUAAACUUGUCACGUUCCUGCACGAGCGAGUUACUUCAGAGGAAGGUGCUGAAUGGUCACUGGCGAUCUCACAAGCCAAACCCGGGCCGCGUUACCACCUGCCUGAGGAAGUAGGCGUUAUGCCGUUGCUUGCACUGAACUUUGACGAAGACUUUGGUCUGCUCUUCAAACUAGUCCCGAACGAAGCUGCACUGCAAAAGUUGUUGCCCGAACUGGCCGUAUCGCAGCCCAUGAUCAUUGGAGUUGGUUCAUCAAUUUUCUCGUGCGAGUACCGAGUCAUUGUGGAGCGACAACAGUUUUUUACGCCGCCACCAACGACGUUCCUUGAUGCUCUCGAAUGGGUGUAUGCCGCCUAUUUCGUUUUCAACUUUGCUUAUCCUCGCGAGCUGAGUAACACCCUUGAAUAUGUCCAACGUUAUUAUGUUGGUUACAACCCCCAUAUCAAAAUGGUGACACUCGCCAAUAGCCGACCGAAGAUUGCGAAUUUCCUCAAGAAAAUGAAGGACUUCGAGCGAUUAGACUGGAACGCGAAUAAUAUUCGGGCGAACUCACCUGGCGUCCCUUCUGAUUUCGAACGUGAGUCCAACUCAGAGGACGAUCAGGAAGUUGACGAAGGAGCCAAGCCGGAGGCAAUGAACGUGAACGGUGAAUCUGCACAUAAGAUUAAUAACGACGAGAAUAUGGAUGAUGCCGCUGGAGACGGUCAUAAUCUCCACAGCAGGCUGCAAACAGAUGAAGUCGAACAGCUCAUCCAAGCAGCACCUCAGGACCAAGCUGAGCAUUUAGUUAACCCGUCAACAUCGUCGCGUCCGGUAUUCGCCGCUGACUCCGCAACAGCCACUAACUACAGUAGCUCUAGCAGUAUUCCGCAGACAUCACCUAACGAUGGAAGCGGUUUCACCAAGUCCUGAAGAUCACUUUUAUACAGAGCAAACCUGUCAUUGUUGACCGCUCGCACGGUUCUAACGGCGGCCAGCCCACACUUCAAAAGGAUAAAGAGCUAUGGAGAGCAGGACAGGGCCAAACAACAAAAUAAUAAUUAUAGGAUCAUAAAAAAAGUCGGUUAACUUAAAUGCGUACGAGACCAAAUCUAUGCGACUUGUACACGGCGACCCACCACACUGUCAGUAACAUGAUUCAUUCAGGCUGACGUCUUUUUGCCUUAUUAGAUUUAUGAGACGAAUCUUUUUCAACCGUUACUGACGUAAAUAACAUGGCCGCUGCGGCGACAUGACGUUUUCAGUUGGACAGCUCGACCUUGUCUAUUGAGGUAACUACAGGGAUUCACUUUGUAAAGUAUUAAGCCAAGAGAUGUAUCGAGAGAGAGAAAGUGGGUCGCUUAGCUGUGUUGUGCAAUGUUCGUAGUACUGAGAAAAGCAUUUUGACCAUGCUGAGAGAUUCGACCGGCAUAGCGUAGCAAGAAACCUAACCAAAAAAAGGCAAACAUGAGAAGGCUGCAAGUCAGUAUCACAGGCUGGGAUGGAUGUUGUGUCACACCAAUAUAGAAAAGUCGAGAGGGACGAUCAGUUAAUUUUAUGUCAUAUCUAUGAAUGGUGGCGUUUGUGUUUGUAUGUACCAGAACGAACCUAUAGAAAAUUAAGUAUUGGAUCGAUGUACCACUGAGCGCAGUUGUGUGUAAAUCGUUGCGAAAAUGAUGAAUAUAUCUGAGCAUGUGUGGACAACAUCUGUACGCUGUGCAUAGAGAUUAGGUCGCAUGGCAUUUUAUGCUUGUAGAAAGACAAUGAUGUCUCUGUUGAUUUAAUUGCGACGACAAAAACCGAUUAAAAAUAUAAGCUAAGACCAGAGAGACCGGGAGAAGGCGCGAGAGCGAAGAGUUAAAAUACACGUCGGUAAGAGAAAAUUUAUGUGAAUACGUCGAAAAUUGGGUCUAUCGGAGAUGAUCAAGUUAUCACAUUGUCCACGUAGAAACAUAAGCAUUCAUAAACAUAGAUAUUGCAUAUACGUAUUCAUUAAUAGCACGCGCAAGUAAAAUAUCAUCAUGACCUAAGGAGAGAAUGUC
Molecule: messenger RNA, 6380 nt
Organism: Varroa destructor (honeybee mite)
Lineage: Eukaryota; Metazoa; Arthropoda; Arachnida; Mesostigmata; Varroidae
Molecular function (GO): DNA binding
Source: RefSeq, a predicted model, not a curated record